Molecule: messenger RNA, 6105 nt
Organism: Nematostella vectensis (starlet sea anemone)
Lineage: Eukaryota; Metazoa; Cnidaria; Anthozoa; Actiniaria; Edwardsiidae
Product: adenylate cyclase type 10-like
Exons: 36
Coding region: 167-5905 (1912 amino acids)
Biological process (GO): intracellular signal transduction; cyclic nucleotide biosynthetic process
Cellular component (GO): cytoplasm
Molecular function (GO): adenylate cyclase activity
Source: RefSeq, a predicted model, not a curated record
GGGGAGGAGGGACUCACUGCCAAGAAAAUGUUGCAAAGACAACAGAAGAUGAUGGGAAUGUUACUGAAAUCAACCCGUGGUCCAGUUCAGCUCAAGUUUGUUCGAGUGCGCGCGUCCACUCGCGCGAUGUCGCCAUGACGCAGGGAGUUGCUGCCAGCCAUCAAGCAUGUCUUUACGCGAGGAGGAAGAAGCCCGCGAUACGAUUGCCCUGCGUCAGCUCCUGACUCAUGUUCCGGACACGGUAAUCACGUGUGACCACAGCCAUUCCAUGCCAAACGUCUCCCACAUGCUAGGCGUAUGCAUGUUUGCUGACAUUUCAGGGUUCACUAAUCUGUGUGAGACGUAUGGGCAGAUGGGGACUGAUUCAUGCGGCACUGAAAGGUUGACUGCAACCCUCAACAUCUACAUCGGCAAGAUCGUGGAAGAUAUUCUUAUGAACGGAGGAGAUGUACUGAAAUUUGCAGGCGAUGCGCUCCUGGCCAUGUGGAAAUGCGAAAAUGAUGAUCCCAAAGAUUUGGGUCUUCUCAUGAAUAAAGCAAUCAUCUGCAGCCUUGCUAUACAGGAAGAGUGUGACAACUACAUGACAGACGUCGGUGUUCUUCUGCGUGUGAAGAUCGCUCUGUCUGUCGGGAAAAUGCACAUCACAUAUAUCGGGGUGCAGGACUGCAAGCACUUUGACUUGACAGGGCCUGCCGUAGAGGAUGUGAACGGCGCGGAGAAAUGGGCCACACCAGGCUCCAUCAUCCUGACCCGCCUAGCAUGGGUGAACUGCGACCAAGCCAUGUUCACACACGAGGUUAUGGAGGAUGGGCAUCACUUCAAGGUCAACGGUGUUCGUGUACAGGAAACUGAGGUGGGUGAAGAGGAGCCUUCCUUCUCCUCCGUACUCCUCAUGUCCAUGGCUGGAGUCCUGUCAACUCAGAGUGUCGCCCUCUCCACUCCAGUUGUCGGCAAGCGCGUGUUCGGGCCGCAUGUGGGUGGACACUUAAAGAAGCAUCACCCGUACAUGAAACUGACACGGAUCUACAUGAAGAAGAAAGGAGACAAGGCUGCACACAAAGCCGAGCAAGAAAAAUGCACAACGACCACAGGAAAGCUGAUGCGAACUAGAAGUAUUCAUGAUCCAGAUCAUCGGACGGACGUUUACAACAAAUUGGACGACGAGGCCAUCGAGGAUCUGCGCGCUUAUGUUUCCAAGCCCGUUCUCUCGAAGAUCGACCAUGGCCAAGACCUGGAAUGGUUGUCCGAGAUGCGACAGGUUUCCGUUCUCUUCAUCAACAUGGUCCUCCCUAAGAAAGGAGAUCAAAGUGCGUGGGCACAGCAAAAAGCCUUUGAGAUAAUUUACGAUAAUGUCAAGAGAUUACGAGGUAAUCUGAACAAGGUUUUUUCAUUUGACAAGGGCUGUACUUUCCUUGUGGUGUUCGGUUUACCCGGUGACAAACACGAGGACGACCCAACACGCGCGCUGAUGGCCGGGCACAGAAUCAUCGACGCCUUACACACAGUGCUAGAGAUCACUCACGAAGCGAUUGGUGUGACUACCGGACGAGCCUUCUGCGGUGUUGUGGGUCACAGGGACAGACACGAGUACACAGUUAUCGGGCGUCGCGUCAACAUGGCAGCUCGUCUAAUGGUGAACUAUCCGGGGAUUCUCUCGUGCGAUAACGAGACAUUCACGGCCGCAAAGUCCAAACUAAAGAAGGACGACUUCCUCCUCCUACCUGCUAAGCCCCUCAAGGGAAUCGCGGAGCCCGGACCGGUACGCGAGUACAACAGGAAUCACGAUCGAGAGAUUGAAGACAACGAAACGGAAUACCCCAUUCUAGGUCGCGAAAGAGAGUGCGAAGAGAUGCGGACAUUCCUCCACACCGUGAAGUGUGACGACACGAGCCUGGCGGGCAACAGGAGACUCGUGAUCGUGGAAGGCGAGGGGGGGAUCGGUAAGACGAGGUUGCUGGAGGAAUUCAUGGAUGUAGCGGAGGAAGAGGAGUUUAGGGUUGAUUACGUGGAGGCAGACAUGGCGCAUGCGCAUACCCCGUAUUACGUGGUACAGAUGCUGAUCACCAUCUUACUGGAGCUUGAGCCCACGCGCACGCCCGCCGAGAGGGAACACGUGAUCAAGGACCACAUCACGAAUACUGCCCUCUUAGAAGACAUCUCCUUGCUGAACGACCUCCUGGGGACCCACUUCGCGCCCCACAUCAAGUUUGCCCACAUGCUAUCCGCCAAGGUCACGGAGCACUUCCAUCGACUCUUGUUCGGUAUUGUGCACCAGAUUGCCGUCGAGCAGCCGUGCCUGUUCGCUGUGGAUAAUGGACAGUUCAUAGAUCACGAAUCCUGGGAGUUCCUCGAGGAUCUUCAGCAGGAUUCACACGCUGUCGUGCUACUAGCUUUACGUCCGUUCUCAUCUGCCAACCCUCCCUGUGAAGCUGCCGUUAGAAUGAUUAAUCACCAGAAAACCAAGAAAUUUCAAUUAAAGGGCAUCGACAGCUCUCACAUGACAGAUCUCGCCUUCCAAUUCAUGGAAGUGACGUACAUUCCUAACGCGCUCCACAAGAUCCUGACUGAGAAGAGUCACGGGGUGGCUUCCUGGUGCGAACAGUUGAUCAAGGACAUGCUAGCGAGCAGGAUCAUAGAUAUCGUGGACGAGGACAAGGCAUUCGCGAGCCAUGAGUCGGCGAGCUUCGUGAGCGAUUACAGGCAGCUACCCCCCAUAGAGACACGCCCACAGACCUCCGUCUUCUUGGCGGACAAGCCCGACGCACGACCAGGAACUCCAACCGGGAAAUCAAGAAGACGAAGUCUUUUUGGCAGAGUGUUGGACGCAAGACCGUCCGAAACCCGACGUCAUUCCAUCCCAACCGUGCUCUUAGGGGACUCACCUUCCCUGGUGGCCUCUGACACCGAAUCUCUGAGGAGUAGCAUUGUCUCUGAGCUUGAAGGCAUGAUCAGUCUUCCUCAGGAAAUUGAAAUCGCUCCUAUGAAUUACAAUUUCGAGCGUAAAGACUUCGUGAAGGCGUCGAGUGGUGUGAUGCCUAAGGAUACGCAUAAAGCCUGCAUUGUACGGCCAGAUGUGGACAUCACUAAGGUCCUGGUCCCGGAGUCUGUGAAAGACAUGGUGUUGGCACGCGUGGACCGCAUGUCUCCUGAGGAGCAAAUCACGCUUAAGUGCGUAUCUAUUCUUGGUUCAGUCUUCUCACGUGACCUCAUAGUCGCCGUGGUCCCAAAAUCCGGCGGGAAGAUGAAAAUAGACCUGGUUUUGUACAAUCUUGCGCGCGAGAACAUUCUCGAAUGCGCAAGUCUCGCUGCGCACCAUCAGCUUGCUCAUAACCAUCACGGUUUCUAUGACUACAAUGAUCCCGCGCAUGCGCAGCAACACGGGAACCAUCACCACCAUCAUCAUCACCAUAACGUGGCCACGUCACUUCACGCACCAGUCUUGUGCGGGUGUUACGCAGACGAGGGGAACAAGAUCCUUAACCUUUCGCGCAUGAUGACACCCAGCGGCCCCAAGAAGCACUGCAUGUAUUUCAAGUUCAUCAAUAACUACGUACAGGAGACCACCUACGCCGUGUGGCUUGAAGACCAGCGCAAACAGCUGCAUGAGAGGGCGGCCAUGUUCCUGGAGUCACAAGCGCACAAGUGCAAGGCGUGCGGGGGAGGGGGGUUCAUUCCGGGCGGCCUGACGCCGGAAGAGAGCCCGCAAGCAGAGCCCAACGUUGAGGCAAACAAUCAACACAGGGCGUCCGGUACCGCUCGACGCUCUAAUUCAAUUUUGUCAUCGUCAAAGCGCCGAAAAACCACCGAGAUGAGAGAAAAUGUCAAAAGCCAAGGUGGUUUCUCAUCAAGAGCUCACGAGCGCUCAAGCAUCAUCGACUCGAGCGCUCUCGCCAAGUUCGCGGAGUCUACUCGGGAAAACUUGGCAGUUUCGAACGACGCAUGGAUCGAGACCGAUAAAGAACCUCAGAAAACGAAGCGAGGGAUAGUCAAGACAUCGUCGAGUGCGACCGCUUCCGACGGCGUUGCGAAUGCAAUCGUGAGCUCCUCGGGGUAUGUAUUAAACACUGUACUAGGGCAAGCCGUCGAUGAUCGCCGGGAGAGUUUGAUCCAGCGAUUAAAAAUGAAACUGAGGGCUGUCAGGAAUAUGUCGGAUGCUACCAAGGAAUUGACGGAGGCGCAGAUACGAAACACUUUAGAAUCAGCCGCAGAGACAACAAAAAGGUUGAUAAGAUCAGAAGGCGAAGAGAAGUUUGCCGACAUGACGGAGUUCGAAACCGUGGAUCUCCAGAACUGCAAGUGCGCUGAGAUUCUAGCAUCCAUCUUCCCACAGCUCGUGCAGCACUGGCGAGCAGCAAACAACAAAAUCAAGACCAUGAGGUACCUGACCGAGUCUGGCGCCGCCUCACUUGCAACUUCCGCCAACAUGCAAGCGCUCUCCUAUCUGUACGAAGUACGAGAGAUCUUUGCUGAGACCAAAAAAGAUGAGAACACGGCCACGAAAGAGGAAAUGGCGCGAGUAGAAAACCUUAUAGGACAGGCAUUGUUUCACAUGAAUCGUCUGGACGAAGCACUGCCACACUUCAUCGAGUCCCUUCAUCUCCUUGGCAAGCGCCAACCGACAUCCACUUUUGGCGUGUACCUACGGAUCCGCCGAGAGUCCAUCAGACACAAGCUUCACGUGCUUUUUCCUGGCUACUUUAUUGGUGGAGCCGGGGAAUGCUCUCAGCGGUUCAUCGAGCAGGCGCGGUGCCUCGGCCACUUGUCCCACCUGUACCAUGCUCUCCACAAAAAUGACCGCUCCCUUAUGGCCGCCCUGCAAGGACUGAACGCGGCGGAGGAAGCCGAGGAGAACCUUCACGAGCUGCUUGUCGCGUACGCCGCAGUCAUCGAAUGCACGCAUCUAGUUGGAUGGACAGACUGGGGUGUAUUCUACGAGACGGUCGGACUGGAAAAAUGUAAAGAUCCUCGUCUGUACUUGAAUGCUGAAGACCUGGUUACUGUUGGUCAUCUUUACUACGUCAGUCUGUCCUUCAGACUCUCAAUAGGCAACAUCGAGGGAGCCAUCAAGUCAGCCCAACUGGCGCUGACCAUUUCCAAUCGAGUGAAUGAUGUGCACAUGAAGAUAGCGUGUCUGCCGCUGUAUGUACAGGCACACAUCCUCAGCGGAAAACUGGAUGACUGUCACGAGCUGCUCAAGGAACUAAAUUACACGUCCAUCGAGGAGGAAGACUCGCACGGAAGAGCGCUUUACAUGUGCUGCAGCCUCGAUAUGAUGCUAGAGGGAGGUCAGCGAUUCGAACAGAUCGACAGGAUUUCCCAAUUCACUGUGAAAGCGUCAACAGAUCCCGCCUUCUCUGGCGAUACAGUACCUAAACUCUACCUCAACGCUUCUUUCGCACUGUGGCACGCAAGACGGGAAGAGUGGGACUUGGCGGAUAAAUACAUUCUUGCUGCACUCAUGUUUAACCAGGACACCUGCGAGGCCUUUAUGUCUGUCCAUGGCCUCGUCAAGAUCAUCGAAUGUCAGCUGCUUCAGCUCCGUGCCACUCCCAAGAACCGUACCCUCAGACACGACAUGAAAAAGGAACUAAAAAAGCUGAAAAAGGCUUGCCAUCAAUUCCCGGUUCUGCAUCCCCGCUGCACCCAUCUUCGGGCCUACCACGCCCUGCUCUCCGGCAAGACGAGCAAGUCGCGGUCACUGCUGCGGUCAUGUAUCGCAGAGGCGCGAUCUAUGGGUCUGCUCCUGGAGGUCGAGUGGGCGGGGUCUCACCUGGCUUACUGGUACCGCAAGAGUCACGAGGAUCUGGAAAAGUACGACGGCACCAUUAAGUACCUUCUACCCCCCGCAAAGAGCACAGCGGAUGAGAUCAUUGCUCUCGCAGAGAAUAUCGUCAGGGUGAUGUGAAUUGCCUAUUACGAGAGGGUACUGUAUUGUUGAACUAGAUACGGGCCGGAUCUUUUCUCGUAAUGACAUAAUAACAAUUGUUUCGUUCAAAGAAACCAAAAAACUUCACUUUCGAUAACUACGAUUGAAUGUUCAAAGGAAACACUGUAAUAUACACAAAUUAAAACUAGUUAAUAUGAAAAUAGUGUAGUAGAAAUGAA